This is a messenger RNA of Acanthosepion pharaonis, 1470 nucleotides long. The record is from the annotation of a GenBank genome assembly. NCBI's taxonomy places the organism in Eukaryota, Metazoa, Mollusca, Cephalopoda, Sepiida, Sepiidae.
AUGGCUGAGGUCUCUUAUUCGUUCGUUCGUUCCUUCCUUCCUUCCUUCUUUCUUGUCAUCUUUUGUGGGCUGUUGACCAACUUUCACCCCUACCUACCUUUUCAUUUUUUCUCUUCUAUUUUGCGUUCUGUAGACAAAUAUCUUCUUUUUUCUUUCUUUCUUUCUUUCCUUCCUUCCUUCCUUCUUUCUUUCUCUUUAUGCUUUCUUUGCGUAUUAAUUAUGUAUUUCUUUCUUUCUUUUUUCUUUCUUUCAUUAUUAUUUUUCUUUCUUUCUCUUCCUUUAAUCUUUCCUUUAUUUCUUUCUUUUCUGUAUACUCUCCUCGCAUAUAAACUCUUCUUUUUUCCUUCCUUCCUUCCUUCCUUCCUUCCUUCCUAUCUCCUUCCUUCCUUCCUUCCUUCAUUCCUUCCUUCCUCUCUCCUUCCUUCCUCCUCCCUCUCUCCUUCCUUCCUUCCUUCCUUCCUUCCUUCCUUCCUUCCUUCCUUCCUUCCUUCCUCUCUCCUUCCUUCCUCCUUCCUUCCUUCUUUCCUUCUUUCCUUCCUUCCUUCCCUUUAUGCUUUCUUUGCAGCAACUCUUUCUUUUUCUUUCUCUUUAUACUUUCUUUGCGUAUCCACUCUUUUUUCUUUCUUUCUUUUUCUUUCUUUCUUUCUUUUUCUUUCCUUCUUUUUUUUGUUUUCUUUUCUUUCUUUCUUUCUUUCUUUCUUUCUUUAUACUUUUCCCACAUAUAAAUUCUUUCUUUCUUUCUUUCUUUCUUUUCUCUCUCUCUUUCUUUCUUUUUAUUUAAUUUAUUUCUUCUAUUUCAUUUUUCUAAUCAAAUCAUUUAAUGAUUUAUUUAUUCAGCCUUUCCAUCUCCCCCUCUUCCUCUUCCUCUUCCUCCUCCCCCCCCCUCUUCCCUUGCCCUCCUCUUUUUUGAUUAUUCCAUUCCAGCACACCUUUCAGUUUCAUUUGUGCAUCUAUCUAUCUAUCUAUCUAUCUAUAUGCUUUUUGAUACUUUUCGUUCACCUUUCUUUCUUUCUCUCUCUCUUUCUUUCUUUUUUAUUUCUUUCUUUUUCUUUAUUCAUUUCAUUUCUUUUUUUUCUUUCGUUCUUUUUCUUUAUACUUUUCCCAGUUUAUUCAUAUCUCUCUAUCUCAGUCUAUUCAUAUCUAUCUAUCUAUCUAUCUAUCUAUCUAUCUAUCUAUCUAUCUAUCUAUCUAUCUAUCUGCAUUCUGCUUCUUUUCGUUCACCUUUCUUUCUUUCUUUCUUUCUUUCUUUCUUUCUUUCUUUCUUUCUUUCUUUCCGGUGAAUUUUUCUCAAAGAUUUGUUUGCUUGUAUCUUACUUCUUGACAGUCGCCACAGUGGUACUUUUUCAACCGUCUUCCUUUCUUUUUAUUCUUCUUAUUUUUUCUUUUUCCACUUCUCUUUUUUCCAAUAUUUUUACCUCUCUCUAUUUUUCAUUUUUCUCUUCUUUCUCCGCCUUCCAUUUCUUUCUCUAG